GAUUUCUCUUCCUCGCGUUAGAAGAUACGGUCAGUUGAGGGAACCAACCAAGAUGGAGCCAGAGUCGGCUCCGCACGGCGAAAGAGACAGUAGGGCUCAGGUGCCAAGUGAUUACCGCCUGGAGGAGGAAAGAGCGAGAGAAUUGAUAAGGGCCUGUUAUGAGGAGGGCAUCCUUCCAACCGAUAUUGAUCCGGGGGAGAUGCAAGUAUCAGGGAGGGAGGUCAGAUUCAUUCUGAAUACGACCUUGGAUGAAAUCAAGAUUAAGUGGCUUAAGGAACGUACGGUCACAAUCAUAUUCCGUGAAGGUGCCCGUUUCUUGCCGAAGAAGGUCAAAGAAGACAUGGUGAGAGCGUACGAGGAGGUCUGGAUUCAGGAGGAAACCUUUGGGCAGGAGUUUAAGCGCGGGAGGAUCAAGGUGGAGAGCCCAAAUGUGGUUUCUUAUGUUCCAAGGGCGCAAGCAAUCACGGACUGGAUGUUACGCAAGAAGUCAGACUAUAUUGACUUAGCGGGCACGAUCUACAGAACGGAGUUUAAACCAUGGCUGACGCGGGCAGAAAUCAGAGAUUGGAGGCAACUGAUUAAUCAGGACAUCUUCUGGGUGGUAGCAGUCGGAGUCCCCUUGGAUGAGAUGCCUUUUCUCCACGUGCGUGUGGAGAAAGUGAUUGGGAAAGUGACAAAACUGCACAAGCCAGAAGCUGACGAGGCGGAUCCAAAACUGGUGAAUCUGAGGUUUGAUAUCGAUCCUGCCAGCAGAGGGAAUAUGAAGGACAAGAUAAUGGUUCAAACUUGCCAAGGUGAUGUGCUGGAAGUCAAACUCGCAAAUGAUGACUCCGAUUGGUGUAAGAGAUGUCGCACCUUUUUCCACACGGAAGCUACCUGCAGAAGAUCGGAUCGUCGAAAUCAAGGGGGUAGCAGAACGAAUCAACCACAAGCGUCGGCCACUUCAAGACCAGCGGCUCCAGGUGCGGGCUACGAUGGUUCGCCGAGAGCUCCAAGCACUUCGGUAGCCCCUCUUCCGAGUGGGUCGCAACAGGCGGCAGCGGAUUCCAGUCGUCCUGGAGGCGCCACGACCAGACUCAAUCCGACCUUCUCUCCAGGUGUUAAUCAAAAUGGCUUCCAUCGGUACGAGACGGUUGCGGGCGGCCAAUCGCAGGAGAGGCAACCAGCAAGUCCGGCUGUAUCUGUCUCCAGGAGUCCUGCUCCAAGCGGCUUCCAUGUACGCGGCGAAUCCCCAGGCAAGCAACGUAGGGUGAGUGAGGGUGAUGUGGAAAUUCGUGUAGACGAGCUGCACGCGGAGUCUUCUGCUAGCUCAGAGGGGUCACAGAAGCUCCCUUCCUCUGUAAAAGGUAAGCGUAAACCCUCACAUAGCCGCAUGGAUGCUCUCACCAAGGGUCAGACGGUCGUAGAAUCUCGUUUAGUACCGAUGAUGCUUACGGCAGCUAGAAACUCCUUUUGGGCAAUCGCAUGGACAUGGUCGGCUGGUUCUCCAAUGUUUCUCAAUGCUCCUUGUCCUGAAUCUCCCAUGCCACUGGCAACGGAGACUUUGACAAAAACGAUCUUCCAGAAUAAAUUUCCGUUCAGAUUGAUUGAAACAUCCAUACCACGCUUUCUGAUUGAUAUGGAGGGGAAAAGAGUUCAUCUGUAUACCCCCCUAUUUGAUGCACGUCUCUCCCCUCCCCUUCUGGAUUCAUUAGAAAAGGAGGGGCUCAUACUUUUUCCACUGCAAUGGCUGGGGGAGGGUUGGAAAUCCGACUUGCGACGUAUCAAACUGUCGCUCGUUGUAACCUCGGAAGUCCUGAGCGAAUUGAACGCCAAGCUUGGGAAGGACAGGAAAUUGGACUCACUGUUCAUUAGGAAGGCCUUGACUGAUGUCUGGCCGACCUCGUUUCCUGUAACUGAUGCCAACUCCCAGAUCCAACUUUUGGGAGCGAUGGCCCUUGAUGGGCAGGCUUAGAAUCGCCACAUGGAAUGUGCGUGGGUUGGGAGAUUCUUCGGGUAGAAAUAAGAAAGCUCGAUUAAAAAGUUGGAUGCACGAUAAGAAGAUCGAUAUCCUCUGCCUACAGGAAAACAAACUCUCAAAGAGUAA
Chara braunii is the source of this 2086-nucleotide messenger RNA. The record is from the annotation of a GenBank genome assembly. Lineage: Eukaryota; Viridiplantae; Streptophyta; Charophyceae; Charales; Characeae.